This is a messenger RNA of Aricia agestis (brown argus), 1660 nucleotides long. Its product is annotated as putative inorganic phosphate cotransporter. The transcript has 11 exons. Gene Ontology annotation, biological process: transmembrane transport; monoatomic anion transport. Gene Ontology annotation, molecular function: transmembrane transporter activity. Gene Ontology annotation, cellular component: plasma membrane. Bases 58 to 1599 code for a protein of 513 amino acids. The record is from RefSeq and is a predicted model, not a curated record. Lineage: Eukaryota; Metazoa; Arthropoda; Insecta; Lepidoptera; Lycaenidae.
UGCACUUCGCAGCAUAAAAAGAUAAUUUAAAAAAUAUAUAUUAAUUUAGUACUCAACAUGGUGGAAACUGACUACAAGCUAGUGCCUAGUAAGGACAAUGGGAACUGUGAGAAAAAACCCGAAGAACCAGCAACCUACGGCUACGGGGUCAGACAUGUGCAAGCACUGUUAUUCUUCUUCUCUCUGGCGAUCUGCUACAGUACCAGGGCUCAUCUCGGAGUCUCCAUAGUGGCCAUGACGAUGGACAGAAAUAAUGACGCGGAGGAGACAAGGCUGAAUGAAAGUUUAGUCAAUCAGACAAUACCAGAUCUCAACAUAAGUCAAGUUGUGAAUUCAAGUAGUGAUAGUGCAUGGCAAAUUUAUAGAACGUACGACUGGCCGAAGUCCACUCAGGAGAUGGUUCUCGGUGCGUUCUUCCUCGGUUACUGCAUCAUGAUGUUCCCGUUUGGGAUGAUCUGCCAGCGGUUCGGGGGGAAGAUCCCCCUGCAGGUGGCUCUGCUGGUUAACUUCGCCACCUCUUUCCUGACGCCGUGGUUCGUUGCUUGGGGCGGCUGGAAGACGCUGUGCGCCUGCCGCGUGAUCCAGGGUCUGUCGCAGGCCGGCUGCUACCCAGCACUCAGUACGCUACUCUCCAACUGGGUCCCGCUCAGGGAGAGAGGUAGCUUGAGCUCAUAUGUGUAUACAGGUUCCGGUGUGGGGACCAUAGUGGGCUUCCAAAUGGCCGGUCUUCUAGCGUCCUCCCGCUUCGGCUGGCCCUCUAGCUUCUGGGUGGUGGGAGUCCUGUGCCUAAUCGGCUUCAUCCUCCUCACCGUGUGGGGGUCGGCCACGCCGGACCAGCACCGCUCCAUAUCGGAAGCGGAGAAGGCCUACAUCAUGGGGGAUAUCGGCCAACGCGUUGUUACGAAAUCCCGCACCCCGUGGCGCUCAAUCAUCACCUCAGUGCCCGUGUGGUCGACGUUCGUCUGCCACGUCGGCUCCGCGCUGUGCUUCGUGUUCUUCUUCACGCAGGUCCCCACGUAUAUGUACGCCAUACUGAAGUUCAACAUCAGGAACAGCGGACUCCUAUCCUCCCUGCCGUACAUCUCGGCGUUCUUCACGUGCGUGCUGUGCGGCUUCCUCACCGACUACACCAUCAACAGGAACAUCGUCAGCAUCAAGACCGCCAGGAUCGCCUCUACUAUUAUAGCAUGCUGCCCCGCUGCCUGCUUGGCGCUGGUGUCGUACACCACCAACACGGUGCUGGCCGUCGCCUGCUUCGUCAUCUCCAUGAGCACACACACGGCCAUGCAUACGGGAUGGGUGGUAAACUACAUGGACCUGUCCCCGAACUUCAGCGCCACGCUGAUGGCGUCCGGCAACACCCUCGCCAACAUCCUAGUGGUGCUGCUGCCGGUGCUGGUGUCGCAAGUCGUCACCGAUGUGAACGACGUGAUCCAGUGGCGCAUCAUGUUCUUCCUGAUAUCGGGACUGACGCUGGUCACCACCAUGGUGUUCGUAUGCUUCAUGUCCCCAGACGUGCAGCCGUGGAACGACGACGCAGGGGAAAAAGAUGCGGAGGAUGUCAAAGUGGAGAAACAGAAUGAAAAACUGAAAAGUUAGACUGCAUAUUGUAAAAGUUACAAUUAGCCAUAAUUAUUGUAAAUAGUUGUAAGUUAUUUAA